Molecule: messenger RNA, 1091 nt
Organism: Microplitis demolitor
Lineage: Eukaryota; Metazoa; Arthropoda; Insecta; Hymenoptera; Braconidae
Gene: Lamtor5
Exons: 4
Coding region: 157-429 (90 amino acids)
Biological process (GO): positive regulation of TORC1 signaling; cellular response to amino acid stimulus
Cellular component (GO): lysosome; cytoplasm; Ragulator complex
Molecular function (GO): guanyl-nucleotide exchange factor activity
Source: RefSeq, a predicted model, not a curated record
ACUGUGCCAUUAGGGCGAAUUUUUGUUAGAACUUUUCGAUGACACAUUUGUUUGGGGAUGUAACCCAAAAAAAUAAAAAAAUAUAUACAUUUGAGUUUGACAGUUCAAUAGAUCAGUAAUUUGUCAUAAUUAUAAUUAAUAAACUGAAGAAUUACAAUGGAGCGUAAUCUGGAAACUACAAUGGAAGAUGCAGUAAAAACAGUAGGAAUAACAGGGUGUAUUUUGACCGAUAAAUCUGGGCUCUGCCUUGGAGCAAAAGGAAAUAUAUCUCCAGACAGCGCAGGAAUCAUAGCUGCUAUUGCCAAUCAAGCUGCGAAAUUAGAUUCUGAAGAUGCUCCUAUCAUUUCUCUUCAAAGUGACUCAAGACAAUUUUUAAUUCAUCGACAUGGUCCAGUAAUAGGAGCUAUAUUUAAAAAUAUCCCUCAAUGAAAAUCAACGUACGUUCUUGAGUUAUCAAAUUUUACGAUGGAUUUUUAAAUUUAAAAAUUUUAAUUUUUAUAUUGAAAAGAAAAAAAAUGGAAUUAUUUGUAUUGUGAUAAGUAAUAUAUACAUAUAUAUUUGUACAUAUGUUAAAACAAAAAUUACUACAUUUAAUAAUAAUGCUUGAUAGAUGUAUAGUAUUUAAUAAAUUGAAUCAUUUAAAAUGUUGAAAUAACGUUCGUCGAAUUUUAAAACUUCGAUACGCAAAAAAAUAUUGGAAACUUAAAAUGAAGAUUUUUUAGCGUUUUCUAGAAAUUAAAGGGCUAAAACUUUCGCAUUUUUAAGAAUUUCAAUUCAUCCGAGAAACACCAUUUUUAAAUUCUCAUUUAAUUAAAAUAUAUAUAAGAAGAGAUACCCAAUACCCGAUCAGGGAACUAGUACUCGAUAACUUAUAUUAAUAUAUAUUUAGUACAUACAUAUAUACUAAUACAUGGAGUGGUCGAGUAUUAGUUCCUUGAUUGGGUACUAGGCCUCACUUUACAUAUUUAAUUAUAUUAUUUUGUUUAUAACUUUUUAAAAAAUUCAAAACAUAAAUCUAAAAUUAUAAAAUAAUAGUAAAAUAAAAGUAAUGAUUGAAAACUAACAUAUUAAUAAUAAUAAUAAUUGUAUUA